GUAACGUCACGUACGGUAAACGAACUUGUUCAAUAACAACAUAACACAUAGAGCACUGACUCGGUGGGCUCACACUCCCGUGUUAUUACACAGCAUUAUUUGGGGUGGCGCGCCUGUCCACCGUGUGUUUUGCUGCUCAGAGGCUUCUGCUCAGAGAUGGCAAUACUACAACCGUAGCAGACUCGGGCCUGUACGGUUAUGCAUCUUACCGACAGCCGUAACGUAGGAACCGCAUAGAGGCAGAGAGUAGGAACGCAGCGGAACAACGGACGAGAGGAACCAUGGGACACGGAGUGGGCUGAACCAGAGGGUCCAUCAGCACACACCAAUUGUUUCCCACUGUGGUCUAUGACAUGGCCACGGCUUCUUCCAGAGCCGAGUCCAGCCAUAACCACAGAGAAUCAUCACAGCUCCAUGCCAUCAUUUCCUGUGCCAAAAUCAAGAGGAAGAAAAACCGGUUUGUGACCGCUAUUUAUGUGGAGGUGACAGCGGACGGGGAGUCGCGGCGUACGACAAAGUCUCACAGCUCCUCCAGCCCUAAAUGGGAUGAGACGCUCACUCUGAAUGUAACACCACACACACAAGUGGAUUUCAAAGUAUGGAGUCACAACACCCUAAAGGCCGACACUCUGAUGGGCAGAGCCACGCUGGACCUAAUUCAAGCCUUGGAACAGCAUGACAGAAAAUUGGAGAAUGUGAAGGAGGUGCUGAAACUGAUCGUGGAGCAGAAGGGAGCUCUGGUUCCCGCCGGGGAGCUGACUGUUUACCUCGAUGGUCUGACUGUCAGCGGGCAGGAAGAACUGGCACCACUUACCAACGGCAAUGCAGCAAAUGGCACCAAAGUCCACCACAAUGGGGAGGCCCUCCGUGAAAAUGGAGACUCGUCAUCUUCUUCCUUGAGGGCUGCUAACAGCGCAGUGAACGGGUCUGACUUGGGCCCGAGGUCAAGUUCCUGUUCGGUCUCCAAUGGUGUCGACGGACAGGAGCCUUCCAGCUCCUGCAGCCCCUCCCCUCGUCACGUUGUCAAUAGAGACGCCCCACCCAACUCCACCCCAGUCCACCAACCCUCCGACAGUAACACAGACAGUAGGACGGUGAAUGGGGAGUCCUGCAAUGCUGCGCUCGGCCCAUCGUCUGCUACGACAGGUGAUGUGCUGCCCUCUGCUGAUGGCCGCGAGGACUCCAGUCAAGAUGCCGCCCCGCCGGACGCUGACACAGCACCAGAUUGCACACCUCAAACCCUGCCGACCUCCACGCAGGCUGCGGCUUCUUCCUCCUCCUCCUCCUCCCCUUCUGCUGCUAAGCCUGUAGAUGGCGUUGCUGCUGCUGCUUCCUCUCCUGCACAAGGGGCUCAGACAACCACAACCUCCUUAUCGUCGUCGUCCCCCCCAGCAUUAGAAGAAGCGAACCCUUCAGGAGAAGCCGGUGGUAGCAGCAGUGCAACGGCACCUACGGAUGGGGCCAAGCCCACGCAGCAGGUCCCCACUGCUGGCGCCGCAGACCCUCUCCCACCGGGGUGGGAACAGCGCAAAGACCCGCAUGGCAGAACUUAUUAUGUAGACCACAACACCAGAACUACGACCUGGGAAAGACCACAGCCAUUACCCCCAGGUUGGGAGCGUAGAGUGGAUGACCGGGGCAGGAUCUAUUAUGUGGACCACAACACCAGGACAACCACAUGGCAGCGUCCCACUAUGGAAUCAGUCCGCAAUUUUGAACAGUGGCAGAGCCAGCGCAGCCAGCUGCAGGGAGCUAUGCACCAGUUUAACCAGCGAUACCUCUACUCAGCAUCCAUGAUGUCUGCUGAGAAUGACCCUCUCGGUCCGCUACCUCCUGGAUGGGAGAGGCGGGUGGACUCCAAUGACCGAGUGUACUUUGUCAACCACAGCACCAAGACAACGCAGUGGGAGGACCCCCGAACGCAAGGCCUACAAAAUGAAGAUCCUCUUCCUGAAGGUUGGGAGAUCCGGUACACAAGGGAAGGAGUUCGCUACUUUGUGGAUCACAACACUCGAACCACCACUUUCAGCGAUCCUCGCACCGGAAAGUCCUCUGUCACCAAAGGGCCACAGAUUGCCUACGAGCGCAGCUUUCGGUGGAAACUCGCCCAUUUCCGCUAUUUGUGCCAGUCUAACGCUCUCCCUAGCCAUGUGAAGAUCACAGUCUCCAGACAGACGUUGUUUGAAGACUCUUUUCAGCAAAUCAUGGCCCUGAAGCCUUACGACUUGAGGAGGAGACUCUAUGUUAUCUUCAGAGGCGAGGAGGGUCUAGACUAUGGUGGAUUAGCCCGAGAAUGGUUCUUCUUGUUGUCCCAUGAAGUGCUGAACCCUAUGUACUGCCUGUUUGAGUAUGCCGGCAAGAGCAACUACUGUCUGCAGAUCAACCCAGCCUCUGCUAUCAACCCGGACCACCUCUCCUACUUCUGCUUCAUAGGCCGCUUCAUUGCUAUGGCACUUUUCCAUGGCAAGUUUAUCGACACAGGCUUCUCUCUGCCUUUUUACAAACGCAUGCUGAAUAAGAAGCUCAUACUCAAAGACCUGGAGUCCAUCGAUCCAGAGUUCUACAACUCACUUAUAUGGAUAAGGGACAACAACAUUGAAGAGUGCUGUCUGGAGAUGUACUUCUCAGUGGACAUGGAGAUCCUGGGAAAGAUCACCUCUCACGACCUCAAACCGGAUGGCACCAACGUUCUAGUCACUGAGGAGAACAAGGAGGAGUACAUCAGUCUAAUGGCCGAGUGGCGAUUCUCCCGCGGCGUGGAAGGUCAGACCAAAGCUUUCCUGGACGGCUUCAACGAGGUGGUUCCACUUCAGUGGCUCCAGUACUUUGAUGAAAAGGAGCUUGAGGUAAUGCUCUGUGGAAUGCAGGAGGUAGACCUUCAGGACUGGCAAAGGAACACGGUGUACCGCCACUACACAAGGAACAGCAAACAGAUCAUCUGGUUUUGGCAGCUGGUGAAGGAAGUGGACAACGAAGUGCGACUGCGGCUCAUGCAGUUUGUCACCGGAACCUGCAGGCUUCCUCUGGGAGGCUUUGCUGAACUCAUGGGAAGUAACGGGCCUCAGAAGUUCUGCAUUGAGAAGGUGGGGAAGGACACAUGGCUUCCUCGAAGCCACACAUGUUUCAACCGUCUGGAUUUGCCUCCUUACAAGAGUUUCGAUCAGCUGAAAGAGAAGCUGCUCUUUGCCAUCGAGGAAACGGAAGGAUUUGGCCAAGAAUAGACUGAGGAGUCCUCUUGAAUUUCUCUUCCUCUCCCAUCGCUGUUCAUUCAGCCACGUAAAAAAAAAAAAAAAGAAUUGCACAAGAUACCCACCAAUGUAUAUAAGCUAUAUUUUAAACCAAAUCCUUUUGCAGCAUCAGUUUUGCUGCAAUCCUGCUCCCCAGCCCUUAAAUAUUAUGAUACCCCAUCAUGAAAUAUGCAAGCAUCUCAGCGUUUUUGUUUAAAACUGAAAUCAUGGAUAUU
Molecule: messenger RNA, 3463 nt
Organism: Pungitius pungitius (ninespine stickleback)
Lineage: Eukaryota; Metazoa; Chordata; Actinopteri; Perciformes; Gasterosteidae
Product: NEDD4-like E3 ubiquitin-protein ligase WWP1
Exons: 25
Coding region: 354-3221 (955 amino acids)
Biological process (GO): protein polyubiquitination; proteasome-mediated ubiquitin-dependent protein catabolic process
Cellular component (GO): cytoplasm
Molecular function (GO): ubiquitin protein ligase activity; protein binding
Source: RefSeq, a predicted model, not a curated record